AAUUCAGGCCGCCAUAUUGAUGAUCUGAAAGAUUCAUUGCGCAAAAACAACAUUACAGAUUUUAGAGUGUUCCGAAGCCAAGAUGAGCUUCCUAUUGUAAGUUGUGCCCUUCCUUUGAUCAUUCUUAAAGGGUUAAGCUACAUUUUAACAGAUACUACUUAAUUUAUUUCAUAGCAGCGGCGGUUCGAGCACCGACUACCGAGUUGACGGAAAGUAGUAUGCUCAAGUCAAAGUGUAAUUUUCCUUUAUUUUUCUUUCUCUUUCAGCGGUGGCCGUUCUACGAAGACUUUCAAACCCAAGAAGAACAUUCCAGAAGGAACACAUCAGUAUGAUUUGAUGAAACAAGCGGCUGCAACUCUUGGUAGUGGUAACUUACGAUUGGCGGUCAUGCUCCCCGAGGGAGAAGAUUUGAACGAAUGGGUCGCUGUAAAUAGUAAGUUUGAACGCCGUCAUUCCUCUGUAAAGCAAAUCUUCUUGUUGUUCCUGUUUUUAUAAGGACAUUAGUUACAACAGGGAAAUUUUGUGAACGACCAAUACCACUGGAGUACUCGUUCAACAGAAUUUGUUGAUAUGGUCACUUAAGCUUACUUUAAACUUCUUUAAGCUUAAAUGAGAGAGGGUGAUAAGUAUACUUUCAUUUUACAGGUCAUCACGUAGAACUCGAGCAAUUAUCCUUCAUUAAGUCUGACUUUGUGAGGGUAUCGAGGUCUGCAUUGACUAAUUUUUAUUUCAUUUUUUUUUUUUUUCACGAACGUUCUAUCAACUUUAGACAGAACAUAUGGAGUUGACCUUGACACUGUUUUGUUCUUCUUUUCAGCUGUGGACUUCUUUAAUCAAAUCAACAUGUUGUACGGUACAAUAACAGAGUUCUGCUCAGCAGAGUCAUGUCCUGUCAUGUCUGCCGGCCCAAAGUAAGUAAACCUUCUAUAAGGUUAGAGUCAAUGGGUUCUACCGUGCUGUUCUGAGUUGUAUUGUGCCCUAAUUAAACAUUGUAGGAAUAAUUUUAUGGCUUCAAAGUACUCUGGUUCCUCACAAAUAUACCUUUUAAUUAGUGAUCCCUUCCAAAACUAGCAGUUUCCAUUGGAAAGUGAAGUGCUGGCAGUAAAGCUUAUUACAUUUGACAUAGUUUGAAUAAGUUUUUACCUAGCAGUAGCCGUUGGCUAGAAAGUGCGGGCGAAACCGCUUCAUAUGUGGGUGAAUUUCUUUCACUGCAGGUCAUGAAAACUGGAUUGAACAACGCGGUAAACAAUAGUCACAUAAUUAUUUAAUUCAACGAUUUUAUUUGCAGUUGCUUAGAUACAAUUAGCCUGCGAAUGGUAGGGAGCAUGAAAAGAUGCUUGUUUUUUAUUCACUGGCAAAGAUACAUUGAAACAGUAUUAAAUGCGUGACACAAGUAACGCGGGUAUGCAGUCACGCACAAAGUCUUUUUACUCAAUCAAAUAUUCAAUCCGUGUUAAAUGACUAAAGGCCGUUGACAUGCGAUACAAAAUAAUGAAACAGCUUAAAUUACCACCGGAGUUCAAAGUGGAUUAAAGUUUUCGGAUGACAGGCAAUGUAACAUGCUUGAAAAUGUAUAAAAAUAUAAAACCCUGGAAAACCAUGCACUGUAGUGAAACCUGAAUAAACUUUAUAGUUUACAUCGAUUUCUAGACUUGAAAACUUGUCCCGCACUAAGCUGAGAUCAGGCUCUACUUUUCUUUUCCUGGGUAAAUAGAUUCCAGGGCGGGAAGGGGAAUUGAAAAGUCGCCCAUUUAGUAGAGUACUUGUGUACCUGAAUUACGUGUGCUUCCGAAUCGAAUGUGUAAUAAUGAUUGUUGCAUCACUAACAUGUGCAUUCACUUGAUUACUGUGAAAUCAGAUGGACCUUGAACUCAACACCAGGACCCACAGUGCCACAUACCAUUCAUACCAUGCAUAUGUGACCCUCUUUGGGAAAACGGACACUAACGCUUUUCCGUUUAAACGGGGAAACCGUUUACUAUUCGUUUAAAUCCGUUUAAUAGGUUCAUGCAAGCGUUUAAACGGUUUGCUUAUCCGUUUAAAAAAAGUUGCAUCCGUUUAAUGCUUUAACGAAAACGUUUAAACGGUUUGCUUAUCCGUUUAAAAAAAAUUGUAUCCGUUUCAUGCAUUCGUGAAAACGUUUAAACAGUUUCCUCAUCCGUUUAACGCUCUAGGGAAAACGUUUAAACGGUUUGCUUAUCCGUUUUAGGCAUGGUCGCUCGAUACUCGCCGAUACGUUCUUUCCUCGGCGGGAACGCGAAGACUGAACUUGAAUGUGGUACGCUUUUAUUGUCUGGCCCCGGCAGUCAAGGAAAAUGAAAACUUGAUGUAUUGUAUUAAUCUUGGGGGGGGGGGGGGGGACACUAAAAAGGAUCAGAUUACACGAAGAGAUAACGAAAGCGCGAUAGAAUAGUCGCUUCUGUUGGAAAAUCUGAUGUUGGGGAAAAAAUCUAACUAGCAAAUGGAAAAGUAAGAAUAAAAAAGAAUUACAAAAAAGAGAACGACAAAGGAAAAGAAAACAACGCUAUUUUUUUCGAAACCUGCCGAGUUUAUAAUAAAGUGAAAACAAAAUACCGACAUGCCGUACAUGUCGUACAUCGCAUGUCCUUGUAAACAUUUCAUGCAGCGCAGCGAAUCAUUCUAAAAUUCAUUCGGGAAACAAAAAGCCUCGGGAAAUAGACCUUGUCACGGUUUUCGACGCCAUCUUAACGAGUAGGUAAACGCGUGAGAAAUUACAGUGUUUGUAUGAGAAUCUAAUGUCGAAUAAUUUCCGUAAAACGGCUGUUCUGAAAAAAAUAUCUAUUGUAAAUUAAAGCUACAAAGCAAAGGAUUGUCCUAAGAAAUUUGGGGUUCUACCUGUGCUUAAAUUUCUCCAGAGGCUUGCUUUAGAUUUUCCAUAUAUUUGUCUGAAAUUUUCCCGGGACUUUCUUACAGACAAAUGUAUAGAAAAUUGUAAAAAGUAGUUCUAGGUCUUCUACUGCGUGUAACGCCCUCAAAUUUUUUCAGGAGAAUCCUUAGGAGUGAAGCCUUAGUUUACAAUAGAUAUUUUUUUCAGAACAGCCGUUCUAUGGAAAUUAUUCGACAUUAGAUUCUCAUACAAACACUGUAAUUUCUCACGCGUUUGCCUACCUGUCAAGAUGGCGUCGAAAACCAUGACAAGGUCUAUUUCAGAGCAGGUUUAAAUGAUUAAACUGCACAAAUAUUUUUUCACAAAUAUUUUACCGAACCUACACUAAUUUUGUAGUUGUAAGAGAAACGAUCAUUUUUUAUAUGUCCCCCUAGGCCUAAAUGUUACCAAUCGCUUCCUCUGCAAGCUGUUUUAUAAUUUCAAAAAAGUAUGCCUCAUGACACUUCAAAUUAACUUUUAUAUAGCAGGUUCGUAAAGCCACAGGAGUCUGAGUACUGACUCUUCUCCGAACAUUUAUACUUGUGAUAGCACCUUAGUUUCGAGAAAAUAAUCCUUUCAACAGGAAGGGACCAAGAAACUAUCAAAUGUUGGAAAAAAGGAAUUCAUUCAUAUGAAAAAUACGCAUAAUUUGCUUGUUGGCACUCUAUCGAUAGUUAUACCUAGUCUUAUUUCCAGCGUGUUGCAUUAUUUGACCCCGAUGCGUUUAGGCUUGUGACAAGGUUCAUUGCGUAUGCAAAUUUUUCGUGGAACUUCACAACAAAAGAUGAAACACUUUUAUAGUUUCAAGAAAAUAAUCCUUUCAACAGGAAGGGACCAAGAAACUGUCAAAUGUUGGAAAAAAGGAAUCUAUUCCUAUGCAAAAUACGCAUGAUUUGCUCGUUGGCACUCUAUCGAUUUUUAUACCUAGUCUUAUUUCCAGCGUGUUGCGUUAUUUCACCCCGAUGCGUUUAGGCUUGUGACAAGGUUCAUUGCGUAUGCAAAUUUUUUUCGUGGAACUUCACAACAAAAGAUGAAACAUGUGAAGUUCAUUUUCAAGAAGGAGAUUAUGAAUUAAACCUGGAGUGUUUAUUCGCGAUAUAACAGCUACGGUUUCAUAACAGUAUUAUAAAGAGUUAGUUACACCUAUGGUACGCAUGUUUCGGAAAUAUUUUUGAGAUAUCAUCGUUAUGAAAAAAAAAAAAAAAAGAAAUGACCGAAACAAGCGAAACCCCCGAAACGAUUUCUCUUGAUUUGCUCUUCGUUUUGAUUUUGGUUUUGGUCAUUUUGGUGCUUUCGCUCGUUUCGUUUGGUUGUUUCGGGUUUUAGCUGAGAGCAAACGAGAAGCGAACAAAUGAAUAAAGUUCAUCAGAUACGGCUUUUCAGACGGUAUUCCGGUUCAUUUUGCCAAGAUACUUCAAGUUAUUAUGCUCCAUGUUUACUAUCCGUUUAGCGUUCUAUAAGUAACUGUUUUUCCUGGAACGAUCUUGCCGACUCAUCCGUUUUCAAACGUUUCCAGCUGUCCGUUUGUGGACUUAGGUCAACCGUUUAACGGUUUAAGCUAUCCGUUUUGGGAUUUUGGUCAACCGUUUAACGUUUCGAGCUAACCGUUUAUAUUUUUGGUCAACCAUUUAACGCUUCAAGCUAUCCGUUUUUGGACUUUGGGCAACCGUUUAAAUUUUUUGCUAUCCGUUUAACCCAUUCGCUCCUGGAGAUUUUGCCGAAAAACGCGUUUUGAAGCUAGUCGAGUGGUUUUCUGGUCACUGUCGUGCUAUAAAGAGCUAAAACUUACCAGAAACCGGUUUACAGGUCGUACACUUCGCGGCCUUCUGAUCCAGAUGCAAAAUAUCAGCUUGCGAAGUUCGGGCAUGCGCAGAAAGCAAAAUUUCGAGAUAGUUUUUGGGUUUAAAAGUGACACAGCAGUCUUGACUUUUACUUUUCGCUUUCUCUCCUCCCUUCUUUUUUCGCAUUUCUUGCCUCAUUUUUUUUUUUUCUUUUGCUGGGCAUUUAGUAGGCUUCAUUUUGGUGCAAAGAGUUUUUGGGAAAGCUUUUAGGAUCUUAGGAUUAGGUGAAAGGAAAGGUAGGUGAGCAAUGUAACAAGAUUUUCAUGGAGAUUUUCAGGUCAAUGUCACGUGGUUUUUUGCUUCUUUCUCCGGUGUCCUUGACUGAAUCGUGCUCAUUCUGGUAUGGUUUGAAAGAUCUCUUCACUCUACACAAGUUAGCAAAGAAAGUUGUCCUCGACCGUUAAAACUGAUGACGUCACAAGGGGUAGAAAGGACCUGGAUCCGCACGGGCGGUUACGGGCGGUUCAGGGGUGAAUGGGUUAAAGAGCUAUGGAAACCGUUUAAACGCUUGAGUUAACCGUUUACUAUCCGUUUAGAACCGUUUUUCUUGACCGUUUAACGGAAAAGCGUUAGUGUCCGUUUUCCCAAAGAGGGUCACAUAUUAGUCGGUACAACACAGGAAUGUGAACAGAUCAAGAAAAAAAUCUUGCUAUACAGUUAAAAGAAUGCGGCUGACCAAGAAUAGGUGGCGGGCUCCUUUUGUCGCCCGCAAUGAGUUGUGGGUUAUUUCAAAUAUAAAAUUUUGAUUAUUUGACAAAACAGAGUCAAACUGUUGGAAACGCAACUGUGCGUGUAACGCAACACGACACGUAGGUUAUCAAUGAAAUGUGAACUUUGAACCAAGAUAACUCUUACAUUGCUCUUGGUGUAUUCACUGAUUUAAAAACAAUUUUGUUCUAUUGUGUAUUAAACGUUUACUACCAUAAGGGAGAACAAACCUUGCCACAUUUUUCAGAAAAGCUCUUAACAACUUCAGCAAUCUAUCUUUUAAAUAAAUACAACAAAGCCUGAAUGUGCAAUUUAGCCAGAACAUCAGCUCUCUGUAAAGUUCCAGGAAUUGCUUCAAAUAUUCUGAGAACCAUACAGGGCUCGAAAUUAACAGUGGCAAACUUGCAAAAUGCAAGUGAUUUUGAUAAUCUGCGAGUGAGAAAAAUAUCAUUUGCGAGUUAGAAUCAUCCAUUUCUCUUAAACAAAAGGAAAAAAUUUGCUAGUGGAAAAAAAAAUCUUCCCAGCAAAACUUUGCAAGCGCACUAAAAAGUUAACUUCGAGCCCUGCCAUGUCACUUUAAGGUAUCAUCAACCCUUAAGCACCCUCCUCGCAUCGAUCGGCACUACCGUGUUUGCUUUUUAUAAAUACCCCCAUAGACUGUACGUUUUCUGAAAGCUUAAUAGUUCCAGAUUAUUGCUUGUUCUUUUGAAAAAGUCAAAACAUUAACGCCAUUCAGAAAUGAUAAGCUUUUUGAGGAAGUGGGUGUCCCUGUAAAUUUAAGUCCAGGCUAACCAAAAAUAUAUGGAAGAGGCCAAUUAAAAUCACGUUCGCUUCUUAACACAUUUGGCUACAAAACCAUGUCUCAGAUUUUUGUCAAGUGCGUUUGUUCUUUUUUUAUGAGCAGUUGAAGUUAGGGAUAGCAAAUCAUUAGCGCUACCUGUGAAACAAUACUCUAACUCGCAUUGAGUUGGUGGCUUAUUUCGUGUGACAAGAUUAUAACAGAUUAUAAGAACAAAGCUGUCAAUGUUGAUGCAUACCAGAAAAGGGACAACAAUAGUGAUACCGCAGGAAAAGGUUGCAAACAAAACCCGACAACAGAGAAACAAUUUAUUUCAAAGGCACUGCUCUGUUCGAUCCUUUCUGUUGUCCAGAAAGUAUCGUUAUUUAUUUGCGACAGGCAGUUUUUAUUUUCGCAACGGACAAGGCAAGUUGAGCCAAGCCCACUUUUGCUCGAUAUAUUUUCUAAAAGUUCGACACUUCCCUUGCAAAAUUGACAACAUACUGCUUCCUGGAGUUUUUCUUGAAGCUUCUCUCCUGCUACAGUAGACUUCCGAAAAAGUCCUUCAUCCAAUUUUUAUAUGACAUGGGACCUCUGAUUGCGACUUCUUUCCUCACUUGGUGGCUUUGCGGCCUAAAAAGCUUGCUCCACUUGCUAAAAAACUCAUGACACUUGAUUCCGCGGUAGUUUCAAUGGGUUUUUCAGAAGCUUUGUCAUCUUGUCACCUUUUUUCUUGAUUGUAGUAGGAGCCCUUGUUGCUCUCCGCUAAUUUCGAAGCCCUCUCCUUGCAAAACGAUUUUGUUGUCUUUUGUCUUGGAGUCGAGGACAAAAACAGACAUUGAAGCACUUUUUUUCCUUUUUUGGAGGCAUUCACUUCCAAAAUCCAGGGAAAAACAGAAAAUAAAUUUUUUUGUCUCCUCUCAGUUCAAUAGCCUCCAAACUUGAGACUUGAUUCUCAGACUCGACCAGUGACUAGACAGAUUGCAUUGAAAGACUAUCAUUUUGAAGCUGAAGAGUUGCAUUAAUAGUAUUUAAAGAAUACACUGGUCCCCUUAAAGUAAGUCUGAAGAUAUUUCUGGUUUGUCCAGCUAGAGUGGUACUCCAGUUGGACAUAUGUCCGUUUGCAGCUGGCUCUGGUGUCUCUGUCCCUUGUUGAAUUUUUUUUGCUGGAUCUUGUAAGUUCUUUCCCUUUUUGUACUUAAGUGGCUGGCUUUUAGUAGAGCUCUUCAGCUAUUCAUGACAUUACCAUUACAUUACCAUGAAAAUUUAACACCAUGAAGUGCAGCUCAGAUCUCAUUGGCAUGUUACUGGCUAUAGUAAACUUACAGAGGGGAACAUUAGGGGGUACCCAAUACUGUAAGAAAAACUGUCGAAUACUGAAAUACUGUGUAGAAAAUCAACAAAAUAGGGUUAACUCAUUUAUGAUCGGUAACUUAAAAAGCAUGUGUGCACCAGAAAUCAACCCCAGCCAAUGUGAGAAAAUGUGAGAAGACCUCAAAUUUAUUGGUGUACAGGUUGGAAAGUCCGAUCGUUGGAUGUAUCAACAAUGCCAUAAACUGUCAGAAAUUGUGUGAUCAUUCACUGUGUUGACUAAAGGCUGAAAAUAUAAACCUUUAUUGACUGAUAUAGCUUACUGUGAAAUUGUGUUGCAUAUUGCAUUGACCUGUUUUAGACAAGUGAGUGCAAAUUAAAUUCUUUCAUUGAAUACUGUUAGCCACAAGGAUGAAAAACUCUCUGCCACAGGGCUAGGUGUUACCUCAAUACUGCACAUAAAAAUUUAAUUUACCAAAAUACCACUUGAAGAAAAGCUCAAUACCACAAUACUGUAAACCCCAAUGUCCCCCUCCUUACAAAAUGGAAUGGUAGAGGACAGAAAAUGGCAAAACCUUGUGUGACAAGUGUGACUAUGUUUAUGUUUGUCAAAAAUUUCAACAGAUUUUUUCUUCAAAAGAACAGAACACGGUAAUGUGAAGUGAAUAUUGUGACAAAACAUGCAAGUGACACACAAACUUUUUGCCAUCCUCUUUUUGCUGCUCUGUAGUGUAAGCUCACUAAAAGCAAUUGUAGAAAAAUGGAAAUGGCAGUUGCUUACAGGUGUUGAUUUUGUUUUCCCACCUAUACUUGCCUCUUUUGCCUUACGUUUGACUUUAUCUCCCACUUCAUAUUGUGAUAUUCAGUAAUGUCACCUUACAGUAUAAUCUACACAAUUUUUGUCUUAGACUGGUUUUACUCAACCUAUAAAAUAGGUAGUAGGAUACUAUGCACUAUUAUGCACGAAUUCCAUCAUCUUUUGUUUACUUCUCGCUAUUUUGCACUCAUUGUUAGUAUCUUUUUCACAGUUUAAGUAAAAUCACUCCAAUGGAAGUGGUCUGUUAAAAAAAGGUUCUUGAAUUUUAGUUUUAUGUUAUUAAGAGUCAGCUGACAUUCAUUUUUUUUCUGUUAGGUAUGAAUACCAUUGGGCAGAUGGGACAACAAUCAAGAAGCCUAUAAAAUGUUCUGCACCAAAAUACAUUGAUUAUCUAAUGACAUGGGUCCAAGAUCAACUGGAUGAUGAAACUCUUUUCCCAUCAAAAAUAGGUGAGCUUUGCUGAUGUAUUUCUGGGUAGUUUUGCAGUAAAUAAGAGAAAAAAAAGCAUGCCUGGAGUUUGGCCUCAUCCCACCACAGGGUGAAAAUAAUUUUCUGUUAGGAUAAUUUGAUAGUUUUUUAUGGCAGUUUUUAUGGCCAAGUGCAUAUAAAAAUCAAAAUCGAUAAAAAUCUUCAGCAAUCAAGUGAUUUUUAUCAAUUGUUAACGGGAAACAAUGAAAAUCUAUUGUCGGAAAUCUUUAUAUCGACUGACACAUCAAUUUAGUUUAUCGUUUUUCACUGAUUUCUGUUAUCAAUCAAUAAAAAUCACUUGAUUUCUACCGAUUUUUAUUGAUGUGAUUACCUAUGCCUGGACACCUUGCAUUGUCAAUACUGUCAAAACUCUAAAAUUAAUGAGAUGUACAUGUCUUUCUCUUUUGAAUAUUUCAGGUGUUCCAUUUCCAAAGAAUUUCCUGUCUAUUGCCAAGACAAUCCUCAAACGACUGUUUAGAGUGUAUGCCCACAUAUACCAUCAACAUUUCCUGCAUAUAGUUGGCCUUGGAGAGGAAGCACACCUCAACACAUCUUUCAAACAUUUCAUGUUUUUUGUUCAAGAGUUUAGCUUAGUUGACAAAAGGGAGCUUGCUCCUCUUCAGGAACUUAUAGAAAAGCUCACAAACAAGGAUAAAGUAUAACUCUGCCUU
This is a messenger RNA of Porites evermanni, 9481 nucleotides long. The record is from the annotation of a GenBank genome assembly. NCBI's taxonomy places the organism in Eukaryota, Metazoa, Cnidaria, Anthozoa, Scleractinia, Poritidae.